CCUAGAUUCAGAACACGACUUUUCCGAGAAAGGAUUAUAACAUUUUUAGUUCACAACAUUUGCACACAUUUUCAUUCAGAUUCAGUUUGCUGGCUAAUGCUGCCUGAAAGAGAAAAUAAAAAUGAGAAUUCUGAAAAAACAUUUCUGUAAAUUUCUACUUGGAUCAAUAGCAUCUGUCAUCACUCUUCAUGUUGCUUUGCACUUAAAUAGUUUCUAUGACCCCAAUAUAGUUACUGAUAAAAAAGAAGAGUUGUUUUUUGCUCAUGCUCCUUUGGCAAACCAACCUAUCGAGUUACCCCACUCUGAAUGCAAGGAAAACAGUUCUGCCCAUAGCUUCACCAAUUUUGAUAAAGAACCUCAGAACAUGAAGGAUUUUUUGACCUACCAACAUUGCAGGAACUUCCCACUACUCCAUGACUCCCCCAUGAAGUGUGGUGGAGCAGCUAACUCAAAGGAAGUCUUCCUCUUGCUCGCCAUCAAAUCCUCUCCUGCGAACUAUGAGCGCCGGGAAGCUGUGCGAAAGACAUGGGGAGUGGAGAAAACCUACAAUGGAGUUCAAGUAAAGAGAAUUUUCCUCAUUGGAAUCCCAACACCACAAAUAGAGAAGAAGAGGAUGAUGCAAUUGAUAAGUACCGAGAGUCAGGUGUAUAAUGAUGUAUUACAGUGGGAGUUUUAUGACACCUUCUAUAAUUUAACUCUGAAACAGGUUAUAUUCCUGAGCUGGUUGGAAGCCAGGUGCCCUGGAGCUCAAUAUAUUUUUAAUGGGGAUGAUGAUGUUUUUGUAAACACUAUUAAUGUGGUAUCUUACCUACAGAGCCUAGGCAAAGGCGGAAAUAAGCGCCACCUAUUUGUAGGGGCUUUGAAUGAAGGUAUGCCUCCAGUUCGAGAGUCAAACAGCAAGUACUAUGUUCCAGAGACACUGUUUAAUCGAACUGAAUUUGAUCCUUACUGCGGAGGUGGAGGUAUCCUUAUAUCGAGUUUCACAGCCAAUUGUAUACUUAGGGAAUCACAGCAUAUCCCUCUCAUCCCCAUUGAUGAUGCCUAUCUAGGGAUGUGCUUGAAAAGGGCUGGUCUUAAACCCAAUAACCAUGAGGGAAUCAAAACUUUUGGAAUCCAAUUGGCACGUGUGGAUUCAUUUGACCCCUGCUAUUACAGAAACAUUCUGAUGGUGCACCGAUUUGUGCCUUACGAGAUGCUGAUUAUGUGGAAGGCCCUGCAGAUUACAGAGUUGAAUUGUUCAUGGACAUUAACUUUAACCAAAGGACUCAAUGUCUAAAAACGUUCAAUUUAAGGUGAGACAGCAGAGCAUUAUUGCAAUUAUUAUACCUAAA
This is a messenger RNA of Xenopus laevis (African clawed frog), 1331 nucleotides long. RefSeq names its product acetylgalactosaminyl-O-glycosyl-glycoprotein beta-1,3-N-acetylglucosaminyltransferase. The transcript is spliced from 2 exons. The record is from RefSeq and is a predicted model, not a curated record. The coding region runs from base 122 to 1276 and encodes 384 amino acids. Lineage: Eukaryota; Metazoa; Chordata; Amphibia; Anura; Pipidae.